UUAAAAUGACUAUUUCUCCUGGUAUUUAAAUUGGCAAAAAAGUCAUGAGCCCAUCCCAAUUAUCAGCGAGAUCUCAACUUAAGUGUACCAAAUUCUUGUUGAAGAGCAAAGCCUACUUUGGACAAAGUCUGCCUCCUCCUGGUGUAGCAACACAUUUUCAGCAAUGGACGCAAGCUUGAAGGACACAGCCAACAAAUUCAAAAGCAUGCGCCAAGAGAGGGUUUAUAUAACCACAAAGUACCACUCCUAUUACAGUUACAGCUUUAUCUGACAGCUCAAGGACACAUUCACUCCUUGUAUGCUUUUAAACCUUAAAAUGAGGGAGGGUAUUAUAUUGACAGCAUCUCAACCCACCCACCGGUGUACAUUUUGUCUUAUUUGAGCUUCUUGAGAAAAAAAAUAGUAACAAUAAUAUGCGACAGUAUCUACAGUACUUGUCACUGCAAUGUGAUAUAUUGUCACAAAAGCAGUGCUUUGUUUUCAAGGUGCGUCUGCAUGCAAUUUAACUUUCAAAUUACAAAUCCUUUUAGUGGAGGAGAAUGCAAAUGUACCUGCUUAAAUUUUCGCGUUGGAUACACAUGUACAAGAACGCUGCUGUACUAAUACUAAGGCAUAGGUGUCAUUUAUUAUUAUUUUUUUUUAAUUAGAUGUCAUUUUUUAAAACUGUGUUAUUAUGAUCUUUUGAAUGUGUGCAUUCGUUAUAUACUAUAAGUCUAACAGAGCACAGACAGAUCUCUUCAGAUGAGUUCUGUUUACAGAGAUUAAAAAAAUGGUUCAUACGUGUGUUUGUGUGUGAGCAUUCCAAUGCGGUGCCCUCUGUCAUAUGUGCGUGCCUGCAACGGCACAUGCUGGCAUCUCGCUCUCUGGGAGAUCACUGACUCUGGUUUCAGUAGGCCUGUCGAUAGAUCAGGUUGACAUUUUAGUGACCUGUGAGCCAGACAGACGCUGAUAUUGAGUUGAUGUCCUUCCAGACUGACACUCAGAGCUCUUAAUUUGUUCCCCAGACACCACAGCCAUUUAGAUCCCAAUCUAUGGCAGAGAAGAGGGAGUAUCAUGUUGACUGGUCUUAUUUCCACUGUUACUAGGCAAAAUAGGCUGGAUGAAGAUAAUACAUUAUUUUGGAUUGUGUUCUUUACUUCUGUUGGGUUUUUGCAGCUGCUCCAAUAUGAAUUCUAACAGACAUAGUGAUAUAACCAUUCAGAGGUUAACCUUCAAAUAUUCACCUUGAGGAGGACAUAAUGUCAAAUUAUCCUUGCAGGAGUCUUAAGUCACUAAAUUAACAAACCAAACAAUGCCUUUGAGGAUUUUCCUGCAUGUUUGCGCAAAAGUCACAGCAAGACACUGUGACCAUCUGGAAGAGACUGGCAAAUAAACGACAGAUGCCUGAGAAAGACCUUGUUGUUUGACUAUUACACUCACAUCAUUGUUUGAAUAUCUGCUCCAGGGAACAAGGAAACACACACACACACACACACAUACAUACAAAUCCACAUUUAUACACAUAAAAAAAAGGCAACACUCAAAGUUUUAACAGUUGUUCCUCUUAUUUGAUCGUCAUUAACUUUUAAAGGUCAGUGUUUAAAGGCACGUUGGUCUUGAUCCAUUUUAUUGUACACUAUUUCCCAACAUUUAUUGAGCCAAGCCAAGGCACAUAUUGUAUUUUAUGUCAGAAAUCACACAUAACACUAAACAAAAAUGCUACAAAAAGUGUACUUAUUGAAGUAAUGAUGAUCUCAAUUCUCAAUGGACUUAGUGUGAAAUCUAGGCUUGUUUAGUUGAAAACGAAUGUAUUAUUAUAUUGUAUGAAUAAUACAGGUGGAUAGGUUAAUUAUACAUUUGGCCAUCUAGUUUAUAAGCAUUUCAGUGUUCUGUCUGUCUGCGAUUGGCUUGCAACCAAUUCAGGGUGUACCCCGCAUCCUGCCCGAUGAUAGCUGGGAUAGGCUCCAGCACUCCCGCGACCCUUGUGAGAAUAAGCGGCUCAGAAAAUGGAUGGAUGGAUGGAUAGAUGUGCUGUCCUUCACUAUAUGUUGCUGGCAUAGAUAGAGGGUCAAUUCAAGUGUAUUUGUUGAAGUUGACAAAGAUCAGUGACAUCCCCUGAUCCACUAUCUAUUAUUUGUAGUAAAUAAACUAUUGUGGGACCAAUUACAUUUCUGUUUCUCAUGGCACUUUCACACUGAUAUGUUUGGGAAUAACUGGUUUAGAUGCAGUCAUUUGCAAUGUAAAUAUGAAUUAAAUAUUAAAGUGGUGUGCUGGACUAUUUGCCCUAUAAAAUUAACAUAGCCUCACUUAAUGUUUUAUACACUGGAUACUUUGACAAUGAUGCUGCUUUACAACUUAAUGCAGCCACUGUAUUUUAGUGUAAAUUUCAAUUUUCUAGAGCGUCACUAAUAUGUUACUCAGCAGUUCACUUAGCAAGUCAGUCAGGCGAGUUGAGCGUUGCCAACUGAGCAGGAAGAAGUAGCCAACACAAAGGGGAGCACAGCUCUGUCUAUUUUCUGUUAACCCGAAAUAGGAGAAAUGUCUAACGACUCUUCGUUCGGUUCGGUGUUUAUAGACUAGGUUGUGUACUUGUAUGAGCUUGUGUUUCUUUUUUUUAUGAGAAAAGAGUUUGCUGUGUGACGACCACGGACAAUGAACUCCCCUGUAUUCGGUGAAUGGUACACUCCGAUGCUGCGGGUCUGCUUCAGCCUGUUUCCUCGUUAUCUUCCCCGGAAGAUCUCUGGCCGCGCGGAGCACCUGACCGUGGCGGUUACACACGGCUGGGAAAUGAGGGAAACGUCGCUGUUUUGCUGGCCAUAACCUUCCGCGAACUGGGAAAACGGCUACGGGGUGCCUUCGUCCGCCUUGUGUGAGCGUUAAAAGGGGCAGCGGGACAGUUCUCGGUCGUCGGUCGCGAUGAAGCAAGGCGGCGGCGGCGGCGGCGGCGGCGAGGCGGUCGUGACUGUCCGGGGAAUGAAUGGCGCAGAGAGAGCUGGGCGAAGGAACAAGGCUUGUUUGAAUUGAACGCGUACAAAAAGACUGCUGCUAUUUUGUAUUUAUUUAUUUAUUAUUAUUAUUUUUUUUAUAAACACUACGUCACCACGCCUGUUGCCAUGGACCUAUAAACACCUGCCGGAGAAGAAGCACCUGGUGUGAGUGUUCUAUUGAAAUGGCGAACUGAACACUCAUAUUUUCUGUCAAGCCAAGGUUAGCUGAAGGUACUUACUGAAGUGUAAGGACAAGGAUGCUCGGUGUGAAUGCAAACUGGACAUAAUUCACAUUUAUGUCUACAAUUGCUCAUCAGGGAGGCAAAUGGAAAACAAAAUGAAAGCCACAUGCCACAUCAGUGGAAAUUAAAGGUACUCAAGUGUAAGGACUGAUCCCCAAGGGUAUGAAUGCAGAGUGAACAUAAUACACAUUAAUGUGUGCAGCCACUCAUAAGUGAAGAGGCAACUUGUUCAAUGCUGGACAACAAAAUGAAAGAGACAUGUCGCAUCUGUGGACGGGAUCUGUGUGGCAACCAGCGCCGAUGGAUCUUCCACCCGACCGCCAAGCUCAAUCUACAAGUGCUGCUGUCACACGCUCUCGGCCAGGAGCUGGGGCGGGAUGGUCGCGGGGAGUUCGUCUGCUCCAAGUGCGCCUUCAUGCUGGACCGCAUGUACCGCUUCGACACUGUGAUCGCCCGGGUGGAGGCCCUCUCCAUCGAGAGGCUUCAGAGGCUCCUACAAGAGAAACAUCGGCUCAGGCAGUGCAUUGGCGGACUGUACAGGAAAACAAACUUGCUGGAGAAUGCCCUAACUUCUGCGGAGGAUGGUGAUGCACCAGGAGACGGGAUGGUGGAUAUUUCAGGCCUCACCCACGCCAAGUACUGUGCCCUCCUCCAGGAGGACCUAGUCUACUCUUUGUAUGAAUCCUGGGCCGACGAUAGCGUGGAGUGCCACCAUCACCACCACCCCCAGUCUUCAGCUGGGCUAGGGUCAGAGGUUGCAGGAUCUCACCGUUGUAUAGCCACCACUCCUAGAAAAUGUCAGGGUUGUUCCCAUUGGCGUGUGGCAGACUCUGACUAUGAAGCUGUUUGUAAGGUGCCCAGGAAGCUCGCGCGGAGCACGUCCUGUGGCCCCUCCACCAGAUAUUCUGCCAGUGUCAUUGGAGGCAGCGGUGGAGGUGCGGAAGUAGAGGAAAAAGAAAAUGGUGAUGAGCCAGAUGAACCGCCAUCCUCUCUGACACUCGUUCCUGGUUCUCAGGAUGUGUCAAGGACUUCAGAUAGCGACCGCACUCUAGCAGGAAGAGCCAGCUCCAGCCCCUCUAUAGCAUCCCUGGAGACAACCGAGGAAUACAUUCAGCCUGAAUGCAUGACAGAUGAACUGUUGAACUCUCCCAAGGACCAGAUAUCUGACACCACCCCCGAGGGACCUCCACAUGGCCAAUCCUUCCCUGCACCAAGCUUCUCUGUGGCCCUUUGUUUGCUACAGAAUUAUGCUGUCCACCGACCGGUCCAAAGCACCAAGGGCAGUAAAAUUCCAGUGCUGCUUAAACGGAGCUCCAAUCAUGGAAGGUUGGACUUCCCUUAUCCAGUUCUUGAACUGACCUUUGGAAGUCCGGGUGGUGACAGAUACCACCGCAUGCCGACACCUGAACUGGAGGCCCCCCUGAUCCAACUGCACGUUGGGCCGGACCGUGGUCUUAACUCGGCUGGUAUCGAAGACUUUUCAGAAGAUGUUUACAUAGAAUAUCCACCACCAAAUCCACACCAGAACCUUGUUGAGGAGCAGCAGAGCCAGCUUAACCAAUAUGAGUGUGCAGCCGGCCAGUGUGUCAGCGAGCUCCAGAAGGCCCAGCUGCAGGUCCAGUCCCUGCAGGCCAAAAUCCACGAGAGUGAUUCCAACAAUAUGAAGCUCCAGGAGAAGCUGAGUGAGAUGGAGUGUGAGCUUCAUUCCCUCCGCCAGGCUGCCCGGAGUCAGGAGAGAACCAUCCGGGACCUCACGGAGUCCAUUAGCACCAAAGACUGCGAGGCCCAGGAAUUGUAUCAGCUGGUCGAGGGGCAGAACGUCACAUUAUACAAGCUGCGAGAGAUGGCCCACCGUAAUCAGCUCACGCAAAGCAAGGCUGCAGAGUGGGUCAGUGAAUCCGUGACACUCGCCCAGCUGCAGGGAGAGCUGGUAGGAGUACAGAGCUCCCUGUUCUCCCUGGGUCUGGAACUGGAGGCCAGCCAGAGAAGUCUCAGACAGAGUCAGCGACAAGGCAAAGAUCUGGCCCGCUUCAAAGACAGACUGAACGCGGACCUGCAGGAGGCGCUGCAGCACAGGGAAGAGACUGAAAAAUACAAUCAGGACCUGCGUUGCACCCUCCAGAAAAUUCGUGCCGAGCUGCAGGCUAAAGAAAAGGCUCUGAAGGAAGCUGUGGCAGAGAGACUCACUGCUGUCCAAGAAAAAGACAGAAGCAUCGCACAGCUCAAUCACUCUCUUCAGGACAAGGAGCGACAGUUACAAGAGUACUCGGAGAUGAUAGAAACACCAGAAAGCUCCAAACCAAGAGAUGCACUUCUUGAGAAACUAAGAGAGCGCAUUAAAGACAGAGACAGAGCUUUGGAGUGCUCCAUCGAUGACAAGUUCCGCUGUCUGGACGAACGUGAGGGUCAAGUGAGGACGCUACAGCUGGCGCUCAGGGAGAAGGACAGAGACUUGGACAGGCUCCGCUGCAUCCUAACCAACAACGAGGAGACCAUCACGAGUCUGGAUGCUCUAGUGCGAGGAAAAGAGGUGGAGCUGGAGCAGGCAGCCGAGGCCUACAGGAACCUCCAGUGGCUGAAGCAGCAGAGUGAGGAGAAGGAGACGAACGCUUUGAGGGAGAAGGACACCAUCAUCGGUCAGCUACAAGCAGCACUGCAGGCUCGCAGCAAGGAGACACAGGAUUUGACGGGAGCACUGGUCGCCAGAGUUCAUGCCGGCCCCACCGAGGUGGUAGAGGAGCUGAAGGCUCGGCUCCAGCUGAAGGAGAAGCUCUUCCAGGAGCUGCUGUCUGACCGUAGCCGCCAGUCAAGCGAACACCAAACACGAGUGUUAGACCUGCUCAACACCCUCAGUGCCAAAGACCAGUACCUGCAGGACAACUCGUACAGGCUGUCUUUGGUGAUAAGCGAGCGCACAGGUCAGCUGCAGGAGGUGCGCAGGCAGCUGUCGCAGAGAGAACAGGAGCUGUGCGAGCUGAACCGGGACAAACAGAGAGAGACGGGCGGGGAGGUGCAGCAUCUGCAAGGUCUUCUCCGAGAGAAAGAAGCCUUACUUAAGGAGAUGAUGCAAAGCCAGGAGGAGGUAAUGAUGCAGUCAUCUACAGAGAGUGAGGAAAAUGUGAAGGCCCUCCAGGAAGAGCUGCAAUUAAUCCUCAAGAAGGAGAUGGAAGCCCAGAGAGAACUCUCUGCUCUGCGUUCAUCUUUGGCUGCCCAACAGGCAAAGAGAGUCGCAACAGAAAGUACCGAACAUGUGCUGGAGCAGCUUGUGUCAGAGUACCGUCAGUUGAAUGGUGCCCUGAGGGCCGAGAAGAGAUUAUACCAGAGUCUCAAUCACGCAACUGGUGACAGCAGCUCAGACAAGAUCCUGGCCCUCCACACUCAACUAGACUCUGUUCAGGCACUCCGCGGACAGCUUGAGGAGGUCCUAGCCCGGAUUCAGAACAUGGCCCUCGAGUUGGAAAGGGCUGCCAAAAGGCAGCCUGAUUUAGGAGAUGUCAGCUCUGGCGAGGAAGAGGAGGGGGAUGAUGAAGACGGCAGCAGCGACGAGUUCACAGACAGCAUCGAGGAGGACGAGAAAGUGACAUCUGCGAGUUUGCCUUCCAAUCAGACUAAAAGGCCCUGUGGACAUGAAGAAGAGUGUGGAUUCCUGAGGACUAGCACACAGACAGUUGAACUAGAGCUGAAAGAAAUACAGUCACAGCUCGAGAGGGAGGGAUUCACCUCGGUGACCCAGAUGAGGAGCACGCUGGAAAGGCUUCAAAAGGAGAACCUGUUCCUAAAAGAACAUCAGGGUUUGGGAUCAAACCACAGGAGUCUUGACCAGGGACAGGAUGAUGAUGAUACUGAGAAGGAGGAGGAGGAGGAGGACUACAUGGAAGAUGAUGAAGAGGGGCUAACAUCAUCAAUGCCUGAUAAGGGCUUCAAGCAUACAGGGGGCGUUAGCGAGGCAGAGCUGGGUCUCAGGGAGCAUUCGGCCAGGCUUUGUUCCGAGAACCGAGAGCUGCAGGAGAGGCUGAUGGUGUCUGAGGCCACCGUCCACGCUCAGGCCGAGCAACUCAAGGACUACAGAGACCUGCUCACUGAGACGACUGUGCAGCAGGCCAGUAAGCAGGUCCAAGUGGAUCUGCAGGAUUUGGGCUAUGAGACUUGUGGACGCAGCGAAAAUGAAGCAGAGAGGGAGGACGCCAGUAGCCCAGAGUUUGAUGACCUCGAGAUGUGCACGUCAUUGUCUCAUCAGCAGGAGGAGAGCAUGGGUGGAGGCUGGUACGCUGCCGGUAGAAACGGACAUAACGGAGGGGCAUAUGAAGAAAUUGCGGAUAAGUCAACUUUGCAGCACCUUGUCCAAGACCUGCGCUCCCAGCUGACCCGCUGCCACAAAGUGAUCCGUGGGCUUCAGAUGCGUGUGCGCUCCCUGUCGGCCACAAGCGACUACGCCUCCAGCCUGGAGCGAACCUCACGCAAGGUAAACUGGGCCUUUGAGAUGUCGCCCGCCCAAGGGGGCGUGGAGGAGGAUGAAGGCUGGAUGUCCGACACCCAAGCAACUUCACUCGGGCCCAAACCCAGUCGCGAGCUGCAAAAACUGAUGGCACGUGUUGCCACGUUGGAGGCACAAUUGAAGAGCUCCAAGCUAGAGGGGAAGAACCAAGCAGAGAAGGGCAAAUGUGCCACAUGGCCUGGGAAGUACAACUCUCUCAUCCAGGCCCAAGCCCGUGAGCUCUCCCACCUGAGGCAGAGGAUGAGAGAGGGUGAAGGAGUCUCCCAUAUACUCACCCAGCAUCUGGGCGACACCACCAAGGCCUUUGAGGAGCUACUGCGGGCCAAUGAUGUUGACUACUACAUGGGGCAGAGCUUUAGAGAGCAGCUUUCACAAAGCACCGCGCUGGCUCAGAGGCUGCUCACCAAGAUCAGCGGACGAGCGGAGAGCCCUGAUGACAAGACAGGUCAUGAGUUGCUCGCCCUGCAGCUAAGCAAAGAACUUCAACAGAAAGAUAAAAUCAUCGAGUCUCUCCACAACAAGCUGCAGCACCGUCCUGAGACGCCAUCCAGCUGCCAAGCCCUCUCGGAGACCACCGACCCAUCAGACAGGACCUCCUUUGUGUCGGAUGAGUGUCAAACCAAUGAAGACCUGGAUCUGUGCUCUGAUUUAGACGCCCGAGAGUAUCAGGAUGAGGAACAGCGGCUACAAUCCGAUCAAGAUGCCCAUCCAUCUAUCACUCCUCCUCGUGGACCCCUCCAACCCUCCCUCAGCUGUCCUGGCACGCUUUACUCAGCUUCUGUGGGUUUGACCAGUCCGUCCUUUAAAGCCCCUCUCAGUAUUCCCCUUUCCUCGUCCUUCCCUCCCCCUCGUGACCCUGAUGUCCGGGGUAAGGAGGUCACAAGUGACCCACGCCUUAGAGCCCUGUCCGUGAUGGCUGUUCGCCCAGAGCUGGACACAUUGUACAAACAGAUGAAUGAGCAGAUAAGGGGGUUCCCGGAUCUUCACGGCAAGCCUCGGUUUGCUCUCUCACCCGGUUCCCCCAACCAGUGCGAGCUCUCCGGCUACAGCCAGCUACCCCAUCACACCUUUCAACAGUACCAGUUGGGCGGCAUUCCUGAGGGUCACUCGCUCAAGUCAGACUCGGGUCUGCUGACAGGAGGAGGGGCUUUCUGGGACAUGGACAACAUGACUCAGCCUAUGGGGAACUAUUCUGGAGUCCCUGGACAUCUCCUAGGAAGUAGCCAGACAGGGCCGAAUGUAAUUGAAGAGCACCUACGAGAGGUGCGCUGUCUCCGCCAGCGUCUGGAAGAGUCCAUUCGGACCAACGAGAGGCUCCGACAGCAGCUGGAGGAGAAACUUGCGAACCCUGGGCGUGACGGAGGUGCACCAACAAACAUCUACAUUCAGGGGCUGGACACAGUCACACAUCUGUCUAAUGAAAUCAGAGUCCUGACAGACGAGAACUUGAAUCUGCAGUCUCGUCUGCAGGCCAGCACAGACUCGUGUGAGGAGCUGAUCGCAGCGCGCACUCGCCUCAAGCAGGCCGAGCUGGAGGCCGAGCAGUGGAAGGAGGAGUUGAGACGACUUCAGACGCACAGUGAGGAGCAGGGACAGCAGAUCCACGACUUGAGGCAGGAGAGGCAGGCCAGCCAGGAGAAGAUCAACAGAGUGCAGCACGAGGCGUCUCUACUACAGCAGCAGCUGGGUGAGAGCAGGGAGCUCAUCCACUCCCUGCAGACCGAACUGCAUGUUUAUGAUCGAGUGUGCUCCAGCUUUAAAUCCACCAAAGGCUUCCUGUGCGAGACCCCCGGCCUGCCCGUGGAGUUGGGUGAGCUACUGAGCGAGGUGAGGAGUCUGCGAGCCCAGCUGCAGACCAGCGUCCAGGAGAACAGCGCCCUCAAGCAGCUGGAGCUCCACAAGCAGCUGGAACAGAAGCUGGGCGGCGGCUCCCCUCGCACGGCGUCCCUGUCGGCCUUCAGCGCCAGCCCGCAGAGAGAAAACUUCUACAGACGACCGUUGCUGCACGACCCGGCCCCGUCUCCACCUGUCAGGGACAUUGGUCUCUUUAACUGUGGAUCUCCCUGUCCCCCGUACUCGGACCAGGAUGACAGCCAUAGCACUGCCAACGACCCUCUUGACCUUCACUCCGAGCUGGAAGGUGACGCCCCCGACGGCUCGUUCGCCAACCGUUAUGGCCGCCACGCCGUCGGUCACGUGGACGACUUUACCGCUCUACAACAGCAAGUCUUGGAAGGUCGCGGCAUCGUGCAGCGCAUGGAGGCAGCGCUGCACGCAUGCCUGAGCCCUCCUUCACCAUUAGGGGGCACCCAGAAACAGAACAGUGAGAUGUUCUUGGAUCAUGGCAGUGCUAAGAGUCUCCUAUCCAACACCAAGACCCUGAGGCAGAUUUUGGAGGAGACAGCAUCUCUUCUGAAGAUGUUUUGGAGGGCGGCGCUGCCCAGCGCUGACGUGUCCAUCCCGAACCUGAAGAAGGAGCAGUCUAUGCAAGAGGAGAUCUUGUCCCUCAAGCUACGCAUGUCUGAGCAGGAGGAGGUCCUGAAGGGGACGAUUCACAGACUGAGGAGCACCAGCCGCACCAAGGAGAGCAUGGAGCAUUUCAUAGUCAACCAGUUGUCGAGGACUCGUGAUGUUUUGAAGAAAGCCAGGACAAAUUUGGAGAAGAACGAGCAGAGACUUUCCUCUCUAAGCUCCUCCUCUUCCUCUCCCUAUGCCGCUGAGAAACCAGGAGGUGACGCCCGAGAGCAGCCUGUUGAUGUCCUUUGCCUGAGGACCGACCGCAUCAAAACAAGCCAAUGUCCGGCCGCUCCAGUGGCCAGGAAGCGCACCAGCCAAUGCUUGCUUUAGACCACCUAACAACCAGCCUCAAUGCCACCACCUGUGACCUCAAUAUUAAAAAUAGCCAAGACUUUCCCCCUCCUCUUUAACGUCCAACUUCAACCAGGCCUUGACAAACUCCCUUCACCCUCUUUAGCCCCCAAAACUCCACUUAAUGAUGUUCUUUGAGUGUAACUGUCAGCAGUGUGUGUGACAGAAGGUGUGUGAAAUGUGUCCGUGGUGGUUUCAGUGACAAGCCGGAUAGAGCGGCUUGAAGAUGCUCCCAAACGGGGAGCGCCUUCUUCCGAAAGCCUGCGGAGGGGAAAAGGUGUUUUGUGCAUGUUAAAAUGAGGUUUGUGAGAGGAACACUGCACACACAUACAAGUUUGGGGUCACUUAGUAAUGUUUUUUAUUAUUAUUAUUAUUUUGAACAAAAGCACUGGCAAAAAAAAAAAAAACAAGCACUAUGACUAUUUCAUAUCAUACUCAGUUCGCACUCACUUCAUCCAGUUUAAAUCUUUCAAAUCCCGCUCAUCUCCUGUCACUUCCAGUGUUCCACAGGGUUCUGUUCUUGCCCUCCUUCUGUUUAUCACUUAUCUCAUUCUCCUUGCCAAUAUCCUCAAUAAAUAUAAAAUCUAUUUGUACUGCUAUGUGGAUCACACCCAGCUCUACCACUCUGCUAAUUUUAUCCAUUAACUUUUUUUUCUGGUGUAGCUAAAACGGUGCCUAGUGCUGCACUUCGGCUUGGGCAUUUUCCUCUCCCCCACUAUUUAAUAACUUGAGCGCCCUCAUUCGCAUCAGCAGUUAUCCGGCGCAAUUGCAACAUGCAGUUAGCUAGCUAGCUAUGCCUACACCCCCCGAAAAUGCAUCUUCCCUUCAGAUGGUGGCUGCUUUAGAGCGCCUCGUUGUCAGCUGUGAGUGCGAACACAUCACCCAGAGUAAGGCGGAAAAGUGAGCAGGGGGAAAUUUUAAAAAAGAAAUACAAAGUCAGUAGAGGGUGUGGACCAGGGCUUAAGCACUGGGAUUAAAAAAUACAAAAAACUUAAAUGCAGUUAUUAAUGCUUAUCUAAACAAAUAAUAAUAAUGACAUUUUUAAGUGAUCCCCAAAGUUUUGAACGGUAUUUGUAUUUAUACAGUUGUGUGUUUUCACUGGAAACAUGACAUUUUCUGGUUGAUCCCAAACUUUUGAACAGUAGUGUGCAGUGUGUGUUGUCAAGGAAAGUUCACUCAAAGACCAAGAAAACAAAAAUCCUUAAUUACAACAAUCACCGAAUUUGUUUUCAUCUUUUUGCUGAGGCAAUGCAUCAAAUUCACUGACAUUCACAAUAUAUCAGCAGACAAAAUGGAGGAAUGUUGGCCUGGGAGCUGUUUUGUGGCUGUAUAUUUAAUAUUUUCCGCAUCCAUCUAUUGCAAGUCAUAGAUACCAGCAAAUGGCUCCGUGUUUUGUCCACAGCCUCCUUUUCGGUCCUUCAAGUGGCAAAAUUUGGCAUUUCUAAUGAGCAUGUGUGCUGAAUUGUGAGGUUGAACUGCCGCAAAAAAAAAAAAUGUAUGAGCAUGUGCAAUAAUGCUUGAAUGAUCACACUGGAGUGUCGCAUGAUCAUGAUUGUAAAAAAAAAAAGAAGAAGAAGAAAAAAAUCACGUUAUAGGACGGGAGAUUGCCAUUACUUGCCAAAGUUUGAACUUUAACUUGCCUUAACCAUGUGAGUGAGAAUUUAGCCUAUCACGAGGACUUUUAGAACCACGUGCAGCCAUUUUGGUUUGUUUCUCGUGGUGCAAUGAAUUUCAGUUUUGGACCAAAACAAAUUUUUUUUAAAUUCUCCAAAAGGCCUCAUGCCAUUCAUUUUGUGUUUCUAGGAUUUUGCAUUCUCAUGGCUCACGGUCAUGUUACAGAUGACACAAACUUUGGCAGGCUAACUGGUGGAAUCAUUGUUCUGUACAUUUUUGCUUUGUUUGAUGCUUGUACAUGUGCCAUUUGUGCUGUAAAUAACCAGCUUUUUUAACGUGUGUGUGUGUGAGCGUGCGCUUGAAUAAAUAUACAUUUGCUUUGUGCAAAGUUGAACAUUUGGGGUAGCUGUGCAAUAUCUUUUAAAUUGAUGUUAAACAUCAUUGUAUUUCAAGUGUGUUCUCGCUAUGUAUUAUUAUUAUUCAGCUUGUAUAAGCCACGUUUUGUGUCCCGAUAAAUCACUUUAGUCUUUAUGAUGCCCCUGAACACAAUAUUGUCCGCUUAUAUUAUUGCGUGGCUUGUCUUUAAAUUGAAAGCUUCUUUAGCUCAAACUGGGGCAUGUCCACCUCAAAUCUACCAAAAUUGAUUUUGUUUGACCUCAAGUGACAAACAAAAAGAAUUUACAUGAUUUCUUUUGGAGUGUUUUCCUCGCCAGAGCAGAAAAAAAAAAAGCCUUAUUGUUCAAGAAGAGAAUCAAAGCAAGCGUGAACACGAUCUUGAGUUGUGGAUGUAUUGUAUAUACUGUAGUUGCUAUUGAAGCAGUGCAGCUUUUGUUGUGGCUGGAAAGUUUUGCAUAAUAAUAGACAAUGCCGAUGCAGGACUCAUAUGGAUCCUGUCUCUGAUGACAGUUAAGUGUGUCGUGUUGCCAAAAAGUAUUUAUCGAUAAAACUUUUUGGGGAAGAACCAAUAAAACACCCCCCCUCAAAAAAAAAACUUAUCACUGGUACAUUA
Messenger RNA from Phyllopteryx taeniolatus (common seadragon), 13194 nucleotides. RefSeq names its product phosphodiesterase 4D interacting protein (gene pde4dip). The transcript has 41 exons. The coding region runs from base 3441 to 10550 and encodes 2369 amino acids. Gene Ontology annotation, cellular component: microtubule organizing center; nucleus. The record is from RefSeq and is a predicted model, not a curated record. NCBI's taxonomy places the organism in Eukaryota, Metazoa, Chordata, Actinopteri, Syngnathiformes, Syngnathidae. Gene Ontology annotation, molecular function: zinc ion binding.